This is a messenger RNA of Cyclopterus lumpus (lumpfish), 9007 nucleotides long. It is a transcript of the gene sbf1, whose product is annotated as SET binding factor 1. Bases 188 to 6037 code for a protein of 1949 amino acids. NCBI's taxonomy places the organism in Eukaryota, Metazoa, Chordata, Actinopteri, Perciformes, Cyclopteridae. The record is from RefSeq and is a predicted model, not a curated record. The transcript has 43 exons.
CACUGCGCAGACUCGCGGCUCUCCGCUGUCAGGGCAAGGCAAACUGACAGUAUGGCGGCGGGGUGCAGCUGGAAGGAUGCUACUGUCGCCCGUGAUGUGUCUAUCGCCGGUAGGACGUAAAUGGACAAUUGACGGCAAAAAGAGAAGAGGAUUUAGCGAGAAAGGCUUGUCGCCGUGAGCUCCAAAGAUGGCCAGGCUCGCCGACUACUAUCUAGUGGUCGGUUACGACCUCGACAAGCGAGUGGAGGGUGAAGGUCAAGGUCGCAUUCUCCAGCGGUUUCCUGAGAAAGACUGGGAGGACAGCCCGUUCCCACAAGGCAUAGAGCUGUUCUGUCAGCCCAGCGGUUGGCAGCUGGUUCCCGAGCGGCAACCUGCCUCCUUCUUUGUAGCGGUUUUGACUGACAUCAACUCUGACCGUCACUACUGUGCCUGCUUCACCUUCUGGGAGGGCCUGGACAACCCACAGCUGCAGGCUGAGGCCAGCGAGGUGGACGAGGCGGACGAGGUGCUCGCUGUCGUCCAACCAGCUCAGGUCUUUGCCCCCAAGAGCCUGGUGCUGGUGUCCAGACUGGACCACACAGAGGUGUUCAGGAACUGUUUGGGGCUGAUCUACACCGUCCACGUAGAUGGCCUUACUGUCCCCUUGGAAACGGUGGUUGGAAAUCUCCUCACUUGCAUCAUCCCCAUCGCUGGAGGCUCCCAGACGGAUGAGUCCCCAGUUUGUAGUUUAGGCCAGGUUCCUCAGGCCCUGGCCUGUGACUGGCUGCUGGCCUGUCUCCAGCCGGGCCAGGAGGAGAAAGAGGAGAGUUUGAGGACCAUAACGUUAGGUGCUGGCGACCGGCAAGUCAUCCAGACUCCCAUCGAUGAUUCUCUUCCCGUCAGCGGCAGCACCGUGGCCCAGCUCUUCAGACAGCUUGGUAUAGUCAACGUCUUGUACCUGUUCUGUGCCGCCCUGACGGAACACAAGAUCCUGUUCCUGUCCAGCAGCUACCAGAGACUAACAGACGCCUGCCGGGGACUGCUGGCCAUCAUGUUCCCCCUCAAAUACAGCUUCACCUACGUUCCCAUCCUGCCGGGGAAACUUCUGGAGGUCCUGAGCACCCCCACCCCCUUCAUCAUCGGUGUCAAUUCAUUCUUCCGCUCGGAGACACAGGAGCUGCUGGAUGUGAUCAUCGCCGACCUGGACGGCGGCACCGUGACCACCCCCGAAUGCGUCCACAUCUCCCUGCUGCCCGAGCCGCUCCUCCAGCAGACCCAGACUGUGCUCUCAAUGGUUUUGGAUCCGGAGCUGGAAAUUGCUGACCACGCCUUUCCCCCUCUCUCCACGCAACCCUCCGCGCUCAAGAUCCAGGACAAGGAGAUCCGGGGAGUCUUCCUGUGGCUAUUCGCUCGGCUCUUCCAGGGCUAUCGCUGGUGUUUACACAUCAUCCGCAUUCACCCAGAACCCGUGAUCCGCUUCCAUAAGGCUGCCUUCCUGGGUCAGAGGUCGCUGACGGAAGAGGACUUCCUCAUGAAGGUGUUGGACGGCAUGGCGUUUGCAGGCUUUGUGUCAGAGCGAGGGCCCCCUUACAGAGCCACCGACCUGUUCGAUGACCUGGUGGCCAAUCACGUGGAGCGGAUACGACAAGAGGAGGCCUGUCCGCACAAAGUCAUGAACCACGUCAAGGAGCUGGCUGAGCAGCUCUUCAGAAAUGAGAACCCUUACCCCGCCGUUGCGAUGCACAAAGUCCAGCGACCGUCGGAACGCAGCCAGAACAUGGCACAGAAACAGUCGCCGUUCCCCGCGCUGGACGAUGUCGCGGUGCAGCUCUUCAUCGACCACGCCGCCUCCAAGCUCAAGACGGCACCUCCUGUGGUCAAGGCGGAGGUCAAGGGCAUGGUGCCAUCGGGGCCCCCACUGGGAGACAUUGUGGACAGGAACGGCAACGUGAUGGCCAACAGCGCCCGCAGGCUGGAGGUGGUCAGGAACUGCAUCACAUACCUCUUCGAGAACAAGAUGCUGGAGGCCAAGAAGUUAAUGCCAGCUGUGCUGCGGGCAUUGAAGGGUCGGGCAGCCCGGGUUUGUUUGACCCAGGAGCUCAAUCAGCACGUCCUGCAGAACCGAGCAGUGCUGGAUGACCAGCAGUUUGACUGCAUUGUCAGAAUGAUGAAUUGCACCUUACAGGACUGCUCACAUAUUGAUGAGCAGGGUAUUGCAGCUGCCCUCCUUCCACUGGUCACAGCCUUCUGCAGAAAAAUGGGCGCAGGCACCACUCAGUUUGCCUACAGCUGCGUUCAGGAGCACAUGGUCUGGACCACCAUGCAGUUCUGGGAGGCCAUGUUCUACAGCGACGUCCAGAACCACAUCAGAGCUCUGUACCUGGAGACUGAUGAAGGGGAGCAGCAGAACAACCAUGAGCAGCAGGACGGGUCGGGCGACGGGAGGGAAAUCAGCGCCCUGGAUCUGGCGUCGGAGCAGAGCCGUCUGUGGCCGACGCUCAGCAAGGAGAUGCAGACGGAGCGCGUGCAGAAGGAGGAGAGCACGGUGUUCAGCCAGGCCAUCCACUACGCCAACAGGAUGAGCUACCUGCUGCUGCCACUGGACACCAGCAAGAAUCGCCUGCUGAGGACCACCGGCCUCGCAGACGUGGAGAGCGUCAGCAACAGCUACGUCACCAACAGGUACGUCACCAACAGUAUUGCGGGCAGCAUGGCGGAGAGCUACGACACGGAGAGCGGCUUCGAGGAAGCCGAGAGCUCCGACGUGGCGAACUCCGUGGUGCGCUUCAUCAACCGCUUCGUGGACAAAGUGUGUAACGAGAGCGGCGUGACCAACGAGCACCUGAAGGCCCUCCACACCAUGAUACCAGACAUCGUUCAGAUGCACAUCGAGACGCUGGACGCAGUCCACAGGGAGAGCAAGAGAAUGCCGCCGACCCAAAAGUCCAAGCUGCUGAGGCCGACGCUGUUGCCCGGUGAGGAGCUGGUGAUGGACGGCAUGCGGGUCCACUUGAUCCCCGACGGCCGCGAGGAGGCCACGGGGCUGAUGGGAGGUCCGCCCCUGCUCCCUGCCGAGGGCGCCAUCUUCCUCACCACCUACCGGCUCAUCUUCAAGGGCACGCCCCACGACCCGCUGGUGGGUGAGAAGGUGGUGACUCGCUCGUUCCCCAUCGCCUCUCUGACCAAGGAGAAGAGGAUCUCAGUCAAUUUAGCCAUAGACCAUUAUAUCCAGGAGGGGCUCCAGCUACGGUCCUGCACCUUCCAGCUGAUGAAGAUCGCGUUCGACGAGGAGGUUGCGUCCGACCUGGCCGAGGUUUUCAAGAAGCACAUGCACAAGCUGCGCUAUCCUCAGCACGUCCAGGGAACCUUCGCCUUCACCGUGGGUCAGUGCAGCAAGAUGGUGGUGGAGCACAAGACCAAGGACAAGAACCAGUCGCUCAAGACACUUUCCAAAAACCUGGUGAAGACUGCUAAGAGGACCAUCGGCCGGCAGCAUGUGACCAAGAAGAAGUACUCUCCCCCCACCUGGGAGAACCGGAGCAGCUUCCAGUCGGAGUUGGACGAGGAUGUAAUCUCAGUUUCAGAGGAAGCGGACCAGAGCUCCCUCACCCUCUCCUCCACCAUGCGCUCAUCCGACAGGCAGACCAUGAGCAACGUCGUGGAGCGCGCCUGCUGCCGCGACUACCAGCGCCUGGGCCUUGGCACGCUCAGCAGCAGCCUGACGCGCUCGAAAAACGAGCCGUUCCGGAUCUCGACCGUCAACCGCAUGUACACCGUCUGCAGGAGCUACCCGGGUCUGCUGAUUGUGCCUCAGAGCAUCCCAGACACGACCAUUCAGAGAAUCUGCCGCUGCUACCGGCAGAAUCGCUUCCCCGUGGUUUGCUGGAGGAAUCCGCGGACCAAGGCCGUCCUCCUGCGAUCUGCAGGCCUCCACGCCAAGGGGGUAGUGGGCUUCUUCAAGUCCCCUAACACCCCUUCUACAGGGCCCUCGCAGGCCGACUCCACCAGUCUGGAGCAGGAGAAAUACCUGCAGGCCAUCAUCAGCUCUAUGCCUUCUUACAGCGAGAGCAGCGGCAGGAACACGCUCAGCGGCUUUACCUCCACUCAUAUGAGCACCUCUGACUCCUCAGACAAGCUGAGGCAGCCCAAGAUCGGCGCUCUGAUGAAGCAGGUGAUGGGCACCAAGGAGGACGUCCCCGGAACCUUCAGCAGAGGAGCUCUGGGUCAAAGGGCGAAAGUCAUCUCCCUCUCCCAGCCCAAAGUGUCUGGCAAGGCCAGGAACCCUCCUAGAGGUAAAUGGAGCAGCAUCCGGGGCAGCGGGCGUCUAAGUGCCUACAACCCAGACGUGGGGACGCGUCUGGCAGUGAAGGAGUCUCCGCAGCCCAACGGAGGGCCGAGCGAGGCGCUGUUUCUCCGCCAGCAGAAGGCCUACCUCUACAUCAUCGGAGACAAGGCCCAGCUCAAGGGCGGGAAGCAGGACUCGUUCCAGCAGUGGGAGGUCGUUCCCAUCGAGGUGUGUGACGUGCGGCAGGUGAAGAACAGCUUCAAGAAGCUGAUGAAGGCCUGCGUGCCCACCUCCUUGACCCCUGAACACAACGUGAGCUUCCUGCGCUGCCUGGAGGAGUCUGAGUGGAUGGUUCUGCUACACAAGGUGCUGCAGGUGUCCGUGCUGGUGGUGGCGCUCCUGGACUCGGGUUCGUCGGUCAUGGUCAGCCUGGAGGACGGCUGGGACGUCACCACGCAGGUGGUGUCCCUGGUGCAGCUGCUGUCCGAUCCGUACUACCGAACGUUCGACGGCUUCCGGCUGCUCGUGGAGAAAGAGUGGCUGUCGUUCGGCCACCGGUUCAGCCACCGCGGAGCGCAGACGCUGGGCAGCCAGAGCAGCGGCUUCACCCCCGUCUUCCUGCAGUUCCUGGACUGCGUACACCAGAUCCACCUGCAGUUCCCCAUGGAGUUUGAGUUCAGUCAGUACUACCUGAAGUUCUUAGCCUACCACUACGUGUCCAACCGUUUCCGCACCUUCCUGCUCGACUCCGACUACGAACGCAUCGAGCUGGGAGUGCUGUAUGAGGAGAAGGGAGAGAGGAAAAGCCCUCAGGUGUGCAAGUCCGUGUGGGACUACAUCGACAGACUAAACAAGAAAACGCCCGUCUUCUACAACUACAUGUUCUCUCCUGAAGACGAGGAGGUUCUGCGACCGUACACCUUCAACUCCAACCUGAAGGUGUGGGACUUCUACAUGGAGGAGACGCUGUCAGAAGGGCCGUCCUACGACUGGGAGCUGAGGGGCCGGCAGGAGCGUGUGGCGGAGGAGACGCCUGAAAAAGCCGACAGCGGCGGCCCCAAAUCGCAGCGGCACAUCGUGUGGCCGUGCUACGACAGCCUGAGCAAGGCGGUGCCCGACGCCAUCACCAAGCUGCUGCAGGACCUCCAAAGUCUGGAGGCGGAGCUCGGCCUGACGUCCGAGAAGUGGAAGGACACGUGGGAUAAAAUCAAAACGGCACAGAGAACCGAGGCCAAACUGGAAAGCAAGCCGUCGUUCUCCAGCUCGUUGCUGAUGUCGUCCAACCUGAGCCACCAGCGGCGCUCUCAGCGCGUCUACCUGCAGGAGAGCGCCGGCGGGUCCUCCAUCAAUCUGACCCUGGACUGCGAGGCCACCGCCACUUCCACCCCCGUCGCCGGCCGCCCGAGCACCAGCACGCUUUACAGCCAGUUCCAGAGCACGGAGAGCGAGAACCGGAGUUUUGAAGGCAUCCUGUUUAAGAAAGGGGCGAUGUUGAAACCAUGGAAACCACGGUGGUUUGUGCUGGACAAGACCAAGCAUCAGCUGAGAUACUAUGAGAGCAGGCAGGACAAGGAGUGCAAAGGUGUGAUCGACCUGGCCGACGUGGAGUCCGUCCUUGCAGGAACGUCCGCCAUGGGAGCGCCGAAGAACAUCGAGGAGAAAGCCUUCUUCGAUCUCAAGACGACCAAACGCGUGUACAACUUCUGCGCCCAGGACAGCCUGAACGCACAGCUGUGGAUGGACAGCGUCCAGAGCUGCCUGUCGGACGCCUAGAGAGGAGGCGGGACUCUUGAGGAGCGAUGCACCCGUCGAGGAAGGGGGGGGCAGGGGCCCUUCCACCUCUUAAGCUCCGCGCUGCUCGCCAGUGUCGAACUAAUACUUUUGCGUCACCACGUUUCAGUGUUUUUGUUAUAUAAAAAAAUAUCAGAAAAAGUACAAAAAAAGGAAUGAAAGAACAAUGUCCGUGAAGAACCACUCGCUGUCGUCUCACCGCGUCGCUGCAGCCCCGCCCCCCACAAUUUGACCACUUUAUUGGAGCAUGUUGCAUUUCUGUGACGCUUCUUGCGGCGUGGACCAGCGUCAAGAUCCCCCCCUCCUCCCUUACUGAAACCCUGCUCGCCCUUUGUAAGACACGGAGGAGCGGUGGUCGGUCCAGGACAACGAUACGGGGAACCGGAUCUACCGGAACCAAAACAAUCCGAGGACCUCGCGUGCUGACGGCCUCUUCUUGCCGCUCACUGCCUGACGUCAGCCUGUUCAAGGGAGGAGUUUUAGCUGCGAGGGGGGGGGGCUCCUCAAAGGGUCAUGAAGGAUUUCUUUUCUUUUUUUCUCUUCCAAAAUCUCACAUUUGUACCAGAGAGAUCAACGCUCAGGCGAUGACAAUAUAUAUACAUACAUAUAUACUUCUAUAUAUAUAUACUGUGAAAGCCAUGAUUCCGUGUCAGAGAUCAAACCAGGAGUCUGUCAGGUAUUGAGUGUCUGUGAAACGGUCGCUGAGAGUGUUUACAAAGUAGGACCCCCCCCCUCACUAAGCUAAACUGCUCUCCACCCGUGUGUUUUUUUUAAACAGUAACGACCACUAUUAAUGCUCAGAAGUUGUUUUUUUUAAGGGAUGCUGAAGGAAAAAGGAGGGAUUUAUUUUGUAGCGAUAUCUAUUAAAAAAAAAAAAAAAAAAUGUAUAGAAGGAGAUCUGGAAGUUGGGAGAUUAAGUGGAGGGAUACUAAUGAGCGAAGUGAUACUGAGGGAUGCUUUCGGAGAGGUUGUCCUUUUUCUUAUAGUGACUCACCACAAGUGUCUGAAGCUGUUGGAGGACAGUUCAUCUGGUUUUCAACCUAGGUCUUAUUUUCAUGAUGAAUUUAGCAUUUUAUUUGCUGGAGUUGUGACUGUACACCGGUGGGAGCUAACCUCAAGUUGGUAAAGCGGGGGCAACCUGCUGUGUGGUUCCUGGAGUUAAGAACAGGCAGCUGGGCCUUCAUUAAAAGUAGAUCCCGACGCUGUUGGCUCCAGAAGCUAAUCCCGGAGUGCUACUUUUUCACUAAUGUGCGAUUUAAAUUCAAGUUCAUCUGGAAAACAACACCGGCCUUUCUUGAGCCGAGAAAAAAAUAAUAUUUUCAUCUUUGUGUCAUUGUAUUUUUAGUGCUCAUAAUGUAAUAAUUUUUGUAAAAGUUUUAUUUAGCUUCCUCUGUGAGAGUUUCCGUCUUAACUAUGGAAAUGCAAAAAAUCGGGUAAUUUUCCUUUCAAGGACGUGGAAAGACACGCGCCUCAGGUCAAGGGUCUUGGACAUGGCUGAGAGGCCCCGCCCCCCUCCUGCGGAUCAGCGUCUGUCAGAGAGCUGCAGGGAGCCAGUACGGUCAGCUGGAAGGGUUCAAACAUCUAGCCACUUUUUAUUUUGUCACUGGUUCGUCAGACUGCCCCCCCACACACACCCGUCUGACCCACACUUGUUAACGUAAACCCUGCUAUGUAAAAUACGGUUCUCCUGCUGUCUUUGUUGAACUUCAAAUUUGAAAUUGUAGAUUUUUUUGUGUCUAAUAACUCCUUUGUAUAUACUACUCCAGAUUUGUACGUAACGUUUAUGGUAGUAAUUUAUUUAACUUGUCUCCUCAGUAAGAAAGUUCCUCAAGCACCACUUUAUUUUUUAAUUAGGAAUUCAAUGUGCCAUUUGUUAAUUUCUGUAUUGUAACUAAUUUUUUUUUUUUUUUUUUUUUUUUUAAUGUACAAGUAAAGCCCUUGGUGUUUUUUCUUAUUUUUUUUAUACACGGUUGUCCUUACGCAAUACCAACCGUAAUGCAAGAUUGUGUUUAGUGGACGAGGAAGCCUCUGGGCUGCUUGGAUCUGACAGUGUUGCUCAGCAACAGUGAUGGGAUGUUCUGGAUGUAGGUUACAGUCACAAUGAGUGUGAACGGAGGGAGUUCUCCUGCUGCUGGGUUCUCCUGCUGCUGGGUUCUGCUGCCGCUGGGUUCUGCUGCUAGCGUCAUGUUUAUGUUCAUUGACUAGUCAGGGAGUGAGACAAGUCUCCAUAGUUUAAAGAAGAAUAUUGGAUAGUUUAUUUAAAAUGCACGGUGUAGCACAAACUAGUUUAGAGAUGCCAAACAUGCGAAUAUUGUUUAAUAUGUAUUCUGUAUGUUUAGUAAGUUAAUUGUUCACCCACUGGUUUAAAGUUUCAGUCACGGUGUCCUGACCCACUCUGCAACGAGGGAUCCACAGUUGAGGUUUUUAACUUGCUUUUAAAAUAAUCUGACCAACAGUCUUAGACAUUUUAUUUACUACAUUGCUGACAAAGACUAGUUGCAGUAGAUUUUAAUACGACGAUUUACAAGCAGCAUAUUAAACGUCCUGUAGCGUUUCCAUCACCAUCAAUCCAACAGGCAGACAGAUUUCAGUCCAUGACCAGUUUGGUGAGCAGUGCUCAGCCGACUGACCCUAUUAGGUCUCAGGUGACCGUGUGCCUCUUAAAGUAGCUCCUCCCCCGAGGAACAGACCAUAGUGACGGCAGCAGCCAGAACCGGCCGGAGGAACACUGUCCUGCAGUCACACCCAGCACAUCGUUUCACUCUAGUGUCCUCAUCUCCGUGGUAACGCUCGACAGCAGCUAACAUGAACCACAACGUGACGUCAAACUUUUUAUUUAUUUUUCCUCUUUUUAUUUUUUUAAAAAUUAGAAAUGACUUUCUGAGCUGGGUUAUGUUGUCAAUCAUGUCAAUAUAGUUUUUAGAAUCCAAAUAAAAACUGGGUUUAAAUGUU